GAGAGAUUUAUUCUCUGUCGCGACUUCUCAAACAAUCGGUGCCUAAUUUGGUAUCUGACGCCUUACCAUAGGAGCCUCCAUGGUAUGCCAGCUCUUCUCUGACGCCCUACCAUAUAUGCGCCUCUCUUCCCCUCCCAAAUCUAGAAUCAUAAGUCGUCGCAACCGGCUCCGUCUCCUUCAGUCGGCUGCAGCUCACCAGGGAACGCCGCGCCGCUAUUCUUCUUCACGAAAAAUUUCUCCCUCAAGCUGCUGCUUCUUCUUCUUCUUCUUCUUCAUUUCUCGUCGGCGCUUUUGAUCGUUAAACACACUACGUCAUGUCCGCCGCCGCUAGAACAGUCUUCCGUUCCGCCUCUACAUCCGCUCGCAGUGCCACGGCGAGACUAUCCACCUCCAUUUACAGGUCUCCUGUAGAGACGAGCAGUUUUAGCGAUGCUUCGAUUUCGCCGCACCGCGGUCAAUUCGGGAAUGUAGAUGGAAGAAACUUCUCAACGAAGACGAGGAGAUUUCGAUUUCAGCACAGAAUCGAUCUGAAACGAAGCACUUCAGCCACUGGAAUCGUGGAAAGGAUAGAGUACGAUCCUAAUCGAACUUCUCGGAUUGCUCUCAAACAUGUUUGGUUCCGAUCCAGGAUCACAGGCUUGCAAGAAGCUCAACAGAAUUGAGCUCUCAGACUAUGAGAUAUACGCUUCGUGUGAGCCAUGUCCUAUGUGUUUCGGCGCAAUCCAUCUCUCUAGAAUCAAGGUUCCGCGUUAAACUUUCGCUCUUUGCUUUUCAAUGUUUCCCCCGCCUAAAACCCCACGAUCUCAUUCCUGUAUUGCAGAGAUUGGUGUACGGAGCCAAAGCCGAAGCUGCUAUUGCCAUCGAGUUCGAUGACUUCAUAGCAGAAGGCUCAUCUUGAAAUCAAAAGAGCUGAUGGGAAUGGGGCCAUGAUUGCAGAGCAGGUUUUCGAGAAAACAAAGGA
Messenger RNA from Salvia miltiorrhiza (redroot sage), 961 nucleotides. Its product is annotated as 60S ribosomal protein L2, mitochondrial-like. The record is from RefSeq and is a predicted model, not a curated record. Lineage: Eukaryota; Viridiplantae; Streptophyta; Magnoliopsida; Lamiales; Lamiaceae. Bases 315 to 662 code for a protein of 115 amino acids. The transcript has 3 exons.